AUGAAGCGGGCAAGGUUCGAUUCAUCCCAAGUCAGUCCGCCCAGCGAGUUGGCCGAACAUCAGCCGAAAGUCUCUCGGAAGAUUCGAGCAUGUCAAGCAUGCCAGAACCGCAAAAUCAAAUGUGAUUUGGACCCUGGGCAAGAGCAGUGUGCGCGCUGCGCCAGGCUUGGCCUGAAGUGUGUCGUGAACAAGAGCUUGCAGACGCUGUUGGACAGCGAAAAUGAAUGGAAGAAGAACAUUGAGGCGCAGAUGCAGAGCCUCCAGGCUGCCUUGUGCGAGGUCCAGAGGGCGUUGAACAUGCCGCAUCCGGUGCCAAAUCAACUGCCGGGCUUGCAGGCCAGUAACGGCUUUCGAGGCGGUGGCCACGGGCCAUCAAUGCAGCCGCCACCCCAGGCUCGUGCCGAUGGGCCAGUGCCCGUUCGACCUACCGGCAUGGCCAGGGAGAACUCUGUCGAGCCAGAAGUACAAGAGACCGACGACCAGGCCAUGGUAAAUGCGCCCAUGGCAAGCCUUUACGAGGUCACCAAACUACGCAAUGUCCGCAGUGACCCGUGGGCCAGGAUGCAUCGCCCCCAGAGUCGAUCUCGAAAGCCCGACUUUAUAUCCCAGGGAAAGUUCGACCCCCAGGAAGCAGAAAGGCUCUUUGCAAGAUUUCGGGAAACGCUGAAUGCAUAUCUAUGGGGUGGCAUAGCACUAGUUCAUGACAGCUUAGAAAGCGCCAGAGCAUCAUCCUCUCUUCUCACCGCAGCAAUCCUUGCCGUGACCGCUCUGCAUGCUCAAGAUGACGGGACGUCCUUUGAUGUUUGCUACCCGAUCUUCCUCGAACUCGUCAGCCAGGCCAUGUUUGAUCGCUACCACUCGCUUGAUGAUGUGCGAGGACUGUGCAUUGGCGCCUUUUACUUGUCAGACUUGAGCUGGAAGUUGUCAGGGCUCGCUGUAAGAAUCGCCACAGAACUCAACUUGCACCAGUUCUGUGCCAUGGCCAUAGGGGACCGUCCAGAGUACGUCGAAGAGGCUAGGUUGUGGUACCUUUUGUACGUUUGUGAUCACCACUUCAGCAUUGCCUACGGCCGUCCACCUGUGAUUAGCGAGAACUCGACGCUGUCUUGUCAUGAGGACUUUUUGCGUUUGCCCGGAAUCACAAUGUCGGAUCUUCGCCUGCAUAGCCAGGUCGGCAUGUUUAUCAUUCUUAGUCGAAUAUACCAUGUGUUCGGGCCAGACAGAUCGAGAAUGAUUGCCAACGACGAGUUUGAAAUCCUGCGACGGUUUGACGUUGACCUGGCACGAUGGAGAGAUCAAUGGAAGCCUCGACUUGCACCAAACCCCCACAUCGCCGACUAUCCAGCCAAGGGCGUCAUACUGCACUACCAUUUUGCCCGAGUACAGCUAUUCGCAAUAUGUCUUCGGGGCCUACGGCCUAGUGAGCAAUAUAGAAUGUCUAAUGAGCGCCGCGAGUUUGUGAAUCUGGCGAUAUGCAGUGCAUUUGGAGCCUUGGAACUCAUUCUCAACGACCCCGAUCUGAGGCGUGCAGUGCUGGGUGUACCUCUAUACUUACUUACGACUAUUGCGUAUGCUUGCCUUUUCCUCAUGAAGGCCCAGACGCAAUGGCGGUCCGCAAACCUCAACAUUCGCCACGAAACCGUCGCUUCCACCAUAGAAGGCAUCAUCAUGCUUUUGGAAGAAACCAGCCCUUGCGUCCGCCACGUCGCGCACUACCUCGGCCGCGGGCUCAACGGCAUGCUCCAGAAGUUCAAAGAACACAAUGCAAUGGAAAAGCAGCAGGUUCAAAGUGGACAACCCGUGCCGGUGCCAUAUGCCGAUGGUGGAGCGUGGCCCGAUUGGAACAGCUGGAUGUUUGGCACUGCAAACGUGCCAAAUCAGUUUGGAUUGGACCAGGACCAACAGUAUGGGCUUAGUUUUUUGGAUGCUCUAAGCUCACAAAUGCCGGGAUGA
This is a messenger RNA of Metarhizium acridum CQMa 102, 1953 nucleotides long. The record is from RefSeq and is a predicted model, not a curated record. NCBI's taxonomy places the organism in Eukaryota, Fungi, Ascomycota, Sordariomycetes, Hypocreales, Clavicipitaceae.